UCUCGGCGACGCCAUACAACAACGUUGUUGCUAGUGCACCCUGAUCGGAAGGCGAAACAUGGCUGGGGAUUGCGAAAAGAAACCAGUUCUGGAGAUGAUGCAGGCGGAUGGAGGCGAUGAGGGUUGUGUGACGUACGUUCUGCACAAUGAGGAUCACACACUGGGGAACUCACUCAGAUACCUGGUGAUGAAAGAUGUGGACGUGGAGUUCUGUGGGUACAGCAUCACACACCCCUCUGAGAGCAAAAUCAACUUUCGCAUUCAGACACGAGGGGGCAUCCCGGCCACAGAGCCCCUGAGGACGGGCUUAACGCAGCUCAACCAUGUGUGUCAACAUGUGCUCAACACCUUCCAGGCCCGGGUGGACGAGUUCAAGGGGAACCAGGAUCAGUCCAUGGAGUGAAACCCGCCCAGUGGGAGAAUGGAGCACACACACACACACACACACGCAUGAAUGCACACACACACACACACACACAUACACACCACAACUCUGACACAAGGCCAGAGUUGUUUGUAUAGUUUUUCAUUUUUGCCCAUUAUUUUAUCCAUUGCGUGAAAUGUACAGAAUGAUUGGAUAAACAAUAAAAGUCAUGUUUUUGGAUAUUGUCCAUUUGGCUUUGCAAA
Molecule: messenger RNA, 627 nt
Organism: Gadus chalcogrammus (walleye pollock)
Lineage: Eukaryota; Metazoa; Chordata; Actinopteri; Gadiformes; Gadidae
Gene: polr1d
Product: RNA polymerase I and III subunit D
Exons: 5
Coding region: 59-403 (114 amino acids)
Biological process (GO): DNA-templated transcription
Cellular component (GO): RNA polymerase I complex; RNA polymerase III complex
Molecular function (GO): DNA-directed RNA polymerase activity; protein dimerization activity; DNA binding
Source: RefSeq, a predicted model, not a curated record